UGCAUUUCCUCAAUAAAUCAGCAACUUUAAAAUUAGAGAACUGUGAUACCAAAGGUCUCAUGAUAGCCCAGUAGUAAAGUUAAAAUGGGAAGGGAUGAGGAACAGAGAUAUUAAAAUGAAACUGGUGAUGAGUGAUGAGAGCUGGAAGUUGCUGGAUGAACUGAAACAAUGCCAUCAUUCACUCCAGAGCAACGCCCAUUUGCAACAGUCAAAUGAGCUCCUCUUCUUCCUCUGGACAGUCAGCCACCUGUGCAUGCUGCUGCAGCUCUGUUCCCACGGCUCUGCAGACAGGCAGGAUGGCCAUGAAGUCCGCUGGUGACCUGCAGAUGGAGAAGGGAGCAGGAGGUGUGAAGGAGCUGGUGGUGAGGUGGUUUUCUGAGACCCAGGCACCGCUCAUCCUGAAGAACGGAAACUUCCCCGACUGGUUCCAAGGCCUGGCUGGAAGAAAGGAUGCAGAAGAUCUCCUGAGAGAUAAAGCUCUGGGCUGUUUUCUCAUCCGCCUCAGUGAUAAAACCAUCGGCUACAUCCUGUCCUACAGAGGUGAAGACAGAUGUCGCCACUUUGUCAUUUCCCAAAACCGCGAGGGACAGUUUGCUAUUACUGGAGACAGUCAGCUGUUCAACAGCCUGAGCGAGCUGAUCAAUCACUACCGGUUCUGUCCCAUCCAGCCCUUUGGAGAGGUCCUAACCUCCACCUGCAGCCAGGAGGACACCGGUGACCUGUACGAUGUGGUGAAUGUCAAGAAGAACUCUGGGGUCAGCGUUCAGGCUCUGAGGACCAUGUGGGACCAGAAGAAAGAGGACCAGACUAGUCCUGGUGGGAAUCCAAGGAUCCAGCAGCAUCAGAGGGACUCUGUUCCUGCACUGCCACCGAAAUCCAGAACCAAAAAACUGACAGAAACCAUGUCUGUAGAUACCACGUCUCUCUCACAGGUUCUGCCUCCAGUACCAAAGAGGGGAAUGCCUCCAGCCUUCAGCCUGAGUGGAUCUCUGCCUGAAACGACACCACAUCCUAGUGAAACCCAGUUUGAGUCCAACAAAGCUCAGAGACUCAGAACCAACCCAACUCAAAAGAUCAAUGGGGAUUUGUUUAGACCUUUAGAAUUGGAAUGUCCCGAUCUGACCCAGGUGGAGACCAGGAGCCAGUCUCUGCCUUACCUGGGCACCAAAGUGGAGGAGGAGGAGGCAUACUCCAACCAGUUAAGCAGCCUCUCCCUUCAAGCACCUUCUUCUCCAAAAAGGGUCACCUGUCAAACCUACUCCCUCCACGCCCCCGAAGGAGAUCUGAGAAGUUUCAUGUCAGAGCAGCAGAUCAGAAACCAGGACCAGCUGAGGUCUAACCCUCUGUACGAGCCCUCCAGGGUACCUGGAGAAAGUGCAGCUCAGCGGCGGGGUGUCAUGUACGCUGAGGUUUCUAAGGGUUCAGCACCAACUACGCAGACAGAAGACACCUAUGAGCUGGUCCCUGGAGAGGCCACUGAAGUCCAAAGCAACACCUACGAGUCUCUGGAGGACAUGAAGACUAAGAAACCCAAAAGCACCUGGGGCAAAAAUGUAAGAUGCAACGUCAUGUGCUGGUUUUUAUUACAGAGAGUAAAUAAAUAAUCUGACGUUUUUUUUUAAAUAAUUUUGUCUCUACAGAACAUAAAAUGGAGGAACUUCUUAAAGAAAUAAAUAUAUCUUGUGGAGUUUCUCAAGUUCGGGGCUUCCUCCUGACGUCAGGAGACUUCAUUCAGAAUCUCUAAGAGAUGAAAAUAAAAACAGGCCUCCUGGAGUGAGAUUCAUACCUGCAUGAUCAAUUAUGGGGUGAAAAGAGGGGGAUACUGACCACCACAAAUUACAGCAGGCCCAGAAAAUCCUCCCUGUUAUCUUAUAGCAGGGGUGGUCCCGAUAGCCAGCAUGAUUUAGUUGUUUCCCUGCUUCAACACACCUGGUUGUAAUCAGCAGGUGAUUAACAGGCUUUUACGGAGCCUGAGGAGCUUCUGAACAGGUGAUUCAACCACUGAAUUAUGUAGAGUAUAGAGGAACAACGAAAACAUGGAUACCGCCCUUUGGAGACCAGGAUUGAGAACCAAUGUCUUAGAAGAUUAAACUCUUGUGGAUCAAAUGACAUUAUCCUACAUGUUCACAUGUAUAGGCUAUGCUGGGCUACUAUAGUGAGCUUAAUAUCUGUAUUGUUUAUUUUGGGACUGAAGGACAUGGGACACUAGCCCCAGAAGCCCUUCAACCCCUCCAUCCUAGAAGUGUUGAGAUUUAGUUAUGCAAAAUGGUAAAUGGCCUGUGGCGCCUUCUAGGAUUCUAAAACCCCCCAAGGCACUUUACAACGAACCAGCCAUUCACCCAUGCACACACACAUUCACAUGCUGGUGAUGGUGAGCUACAAUGUAGCCACAGCUGCCCUGCUACAGCGAGAUGUGCAGGUCACUUUAACUAACUGAAGAGAUAAACACUCAGGUUAGCAUCAUUUUUAUACUUUAUUCAUAGCCUAAUUAUACUGUUAUUAAUGAAUGUAUUGAUGCCUAAAAAUAAAUAACUUUUAAGUU
Molecule: messenger RNA, 2542 nt
Organism: Nothobranchius furzeri (turquoise killifish)
Lineage: Eukaryota; Metazoa; Chordata; Actinopteri; Cyprinodontiformes; Nothobranchiidae
Product: SH2 domain-containing protein 7
Cellular component (GO): cytoplasm
Source: RefSeq, a predicted model, not a curated record